ACAGUAGUCACAUGGCAUGUAUGCAACAGCUGUGUUUCUUCUCUCCAUCUCCGUCCUCGAUAAAUAACUCCUCACCAUCCCUACUUCCGUCUUUUGACUCUCUCGAGCGUCGUUCGCUCUCUCUCUCUCUCUCUGUUAUAGACACUCUGAUGGUGGAACUGAAACCCUAGAAAAGCCGAGAAACUAUAAUGAGAAGCCUGUGAGGAUUCCACAAACAGUCAAUGGAGUUGCAGAAGCUUUUGUACUUGGUUGCAGCUAUCUCUGUUGUUUUUCUCGCCGGGAAAGCUUCACCGGCGACCAUUAAUGGAGGUGUUAAAGAUGCUCAGUUGUUGCUUUCUUUCAAAGGUACGCUUUUUGAUCCAAGCUUGCUUCAAAGCUGGCAGUCGAGUCGGAAUCCUUGCUAUUUUAGCGGUGUUACAUGUAAGAACUCGAGAGUUUCGUCUCUGAAUCUGAGUUCUAUCCCGUUGAGCUCCGAUUUCAAGUUUGUUGCUUCGUUCCUCUUGAGCUUGGAGCGUUUGGAGACGUUGUCGAUGAAACGUACGAAUCUCACUGGGAACCUGUUGUCGGCUUCGAGUUAUCGGUGUAGUGCGAUGCUGAGUGAGCUGGAUCUGGCCGAGAACGGUUUGUCUGGCUCGGUUUCAGAUAUUUCGAGUCUGUCUUCGUGUUCGAGCUUGAAAUCUCUGAACCUCUCGGGGAAUUCGUUGGGUCCCUCGACUGGAGGGAAGGAUUCCGGCGGUUUACGGUUCAGUUUCCAGUCACUUGAUCUUUCCUUCAAUCAUAUUUCUGGUCAAAACGUUAUCCCCUGGCUAUUGUCUGGCGGUUGUGCCGAGCUCAAGUACUUGUCUUUGGAGGCAAACAAAAUCACGGGGUAUGUCCCGGUAUCUCAGUGCCGGAGUUUGGAGUACCUCGAUCUCUCCGCGAACAAUUUCUCAGGGAGCAUACCCUCUUUCGGCUCUUGUGAAGCACUGCAGCAUCUGGAUCUCUCGGACAAUAAAUUUUCCGGCGACAUAGGAGUUGGGUUGUCGGGCUGUCAGCAGCUGAGCUUCUUGAAUCUAUCCGUCAACCAGUUCUCGGGGAAAAUCCCAUCUUUCCCCAGCGGAAGUUUACAGUAUCUUCUGCUCUCCACUAACGACUUCGAAGGGGAGAUACCUCUGCAUCUGGCCGACGCUUGUUCAACUCUUAUCGUGCUCGAUCUUUCCUCCAACCACUUAUACGGUACGGUUCCUAAUAAUAUCGGUUCUUGUUCUUCAUUGGAAACCAUUAAUCUCUCCAACAACAACUUAUCUGGUGAAUUCCCAACCGAGAUCCUACUCAAGAUGACCAGUUUGAAGAAUCUUGUUCUGUCUUAUAAUAAUUUUAUUGGUGGUUUGCCGGAUUCUCUUUCGUUGCUUACAAAUUUGGAAUUGUUCGAUAUCAGCUCUAAUAAUAUUUCUGGGCCCAUCCCUUCGGGACUGUGUGAAGGUCCCAAUAAGAGCUUAAAGGAGCUGUAUCUUCAGAACAAUCUCUUAACGGGUACUAUUCCGGCAGCUCUCAGUAACUGUUCUCUGCUGGUUUCUCUUGAUCUCAGCUUCAAUUACCUCACAGGGACAAUCCCUUCGAGCUUGGGUUCCCUAUCUCGGCUCCGUGAUCUGCUAAUGUGGAUGAAUCAGCUCCAUGGUAAGAUCCCACCGGAGCUCAUGUACAUAAAAACGCUUGAAAAUCUAAUCCUGGAUAAUAAUGGUUUAACUGGGACUAUUCCUUCUGGUUUAAGCAACUGCACUUCUCUGAAUUGGAUUUCCUUGUCGAGCAAUCAACUGAGUGGUGAGAUCCCAUCGUGGAUUGGUCAGUUGAGCAAUCUAGCAAUCCUCAAACUUGGAAACAAUUCGUUCUCUGGUGCCAUUCCUCCAGAGCUUGGGGACUGCAAGAGCUUGAUAUGGUUGGAUCUCAACGACAAUAAAUUGAGUGGGUCCAUCCCUCCUACCUUAUCAAGGCAAUCUGGAAACAUCGCUGUAGGGUUGGUUGCGGGGAAGAGGUAUGUGUAUCUCAAGAAUGAUGGGACCAGUCAGUGCCGUGGAGCUGGUAACCUCCUCGAGUAUGCUGGAAUCCGUCAAGAAGGGCUGAACAGAAUCCCCACCCGCCAGUCAUGCAACUUUACCAGAAUCUACUUUGGCAACACCCAGUACACGUUCAAUAACAAUGGCUCCAUGAUCUUUCUUGAUCUAUCGUACAAUAUGUUGGAGGGUAGUAUUCCUAAGGAGCUUGGGAACAUGUACUAUCUUUCUAUUUUGAAUUUGGCUCACAAUAAUCUGUCUGGUCCCAUCCCACCAGAGCUUGGAGACUUGAAGAAUGUUGGGGUUCUUGAUCUCUCUCACAAUAAACUCAAUGGAUCAAUUCCCGGAAGCUUAUCUGGCCUUACUCUGCUUUCUGAUAUUGAUCUGUCCUUCAACCAGCUCUCUGGACCAAUUCCUGAAACAGGUCAGUUAGCAACUUUUCCACCUUGGAGAUAUCAGAACAAUACUGGUCUGUGUGGUUUACCUCUCGAACUUUGUGGAGAGAAUAACUCAAAUGCAUCAACCCAGCAUCAGAAGUCUCACCGCAGGCAAGCAUCACUUGCUGGGAGUGUCGCAAUGGGUUUAUUAUUCUCCCUCUUCUGCAUCUUUGGACUGAUUAUUGUUGCUGUUGAGCUCAAGAAGAGAAGAAAGAAGAAGGAUGCAACACUUGACGUCUACAUAGAUAGCAGGUCUCAUUCAGGAACAGCAAAUGUCAGCUGGAAGCUAACAGGUGCACGGGAAGCAUUAAGCAUAAACCUUGCAACCUUUGAGAAGCCCCUUCGGAAGCUCACAUUUGCUGAUCUUCUUGAAGCCACUAAUGGAUUCCACAAUGACAGCCUCAUCGGUUCAGGUGGCUUUGGAGAUGUUUACAAAGCACAACUGAAGGAUGGAACUGUUGUAGCCAUCAAGAAACUAAUCCAUAUUAGUGGACAAGGAGACCGAGAAUUCACAGCCGAAAUGGAGACUAUUGGGAAGAUCAAGCACCGAAACCUUGUACCCCUCCUAGGCUACUGCAAGGUUGGGGAAGAACGUCUCUUGGUCUAUGAAUAUAUGAGGUUUGGCAGCUUAGAAGACAUUCUACAUGAUCGUAAGAAAACUGGAAUCAAGCUGAACUGGGCAGCAAGGAGGAAAAUUGCCAUUGGGGCUGCAAGGGGAUUAGCUUUCCUUCACCACAACUGUAUUCCUCACAUAAUUCACAGGGACAUGAAGUCAAGCAAUGUCCUGCUUGAUGAGAACUUGGAAGCUAGAGUGUCAGAUUUUGGAAUGGCAAGGCUGAUGAGUGCAAUGGACACUCAUCUGAGUGUCAGCACACUUGCAGGCACCCCUGGUUAUGUCCCUCCUGAAUAUUACCAGAGCUUUAGGUGUUCUACAAAAGGUGAUGUCUACAGCUAUGGAGUCGUCCUGCUUGAGCUGCUAACUGGUAAGCAGCCAACCAACUCGUCUGACUUCGGUGACAACAACCUAGUGGGGUGGGUCAAGCAGCAUGCAAAGCUGAAGAUAACUGAUGUUUUCGACCCUGAGCUCAUGAAGGAGGAUCCGACUCUGGAAAUGGAGCUUCUACAACAUCUAAAGAUUGCAUGUGCAUGCCUAGAUGACCGACCGUGGCGACGACCCACCAUGAUACAAGUAAUGGCUAUGUUCAAAGAAAUCCAGGCAGGUUCAGGCAUCGACUCCUCUGCUACCAUUUCCACCGAGGACGCAAGUUUUGGUCCUGUUGCAGUAGCAGACAUGACCAUAAAGGAAGGUUCCGAGCUAAGCAAACACUAGACGAAGUUCAAUUUUCCAAGGAAAAGAAAAAACAUUCUUUGAGAAGAAGGUGAUAAUUUUUAGCCGGCCGCCUCAUUUUUUUUCCCCAGCUUUACCACUUGACUGGUAUAAAAGCCCUGUUUAUGUAUCCCUAUCAAUCAAUCUAUGUAUUAUAUCUCUCUUUCUCUCUCUCCCAAAAUCUUCUUCUUUACACAUGAAAGGCUUUUUUAACCUGUUAUGUGUACAUACACGUAUAAAGACAUAAAGUAGUUAUUGGUGGUUUUAAUUCCAUCUCUCUUUUUCA
Nelumbo nucifera (sacred lotus) is the source of this 4080-nucleotide messenger RNA. Its product is annotated as systemin receptor SR160-like. Gene Ontology annotation, biological process: protein phosphorylation. Lineage: Eukaryota; Viridiplantae; Streptophyta; Magnoliopsida; Proteales; Nelumbonaceae. The record is from RefSeq and is a predicted model, not a curated record. Gene Ontology annotation, molecular function: ATP binding; protein binding; protein kinase activity.